Molecule: messenger RNA, 1575 nt
Organism: Dentiscutata erythropus
Lineage: Eukaryota; Fungi; Glomeromycota; Glomeromycetes; Diversisporales; Gigasporaceae
Source: the annotation of a GenBank genome assembly
AUGAUCGCCGUAAAUAACAGUUGCCUGAUGGCUUUAUUUUUCACUCGAACUAAAAGGCAUUCAUAUCAGAGUUUUCCGAAAUUACUGAACACGCUUGCUUCUUGGCCUUUUGUAUCAAAAGUUGUAUGUUUCUCUGAAGGUUCAGCGAGAUACAUUGGUCAUUCUAAAGUGUUGAUUAAUAAUUAUUCUACUGAACCUCGAACUUUCCAUGAGUUUGCCGAUGAAUCUAAUUUUAAAUCUUUAGAAUCUACCAUUAUUUCAGAUAAAUCCCUGACAUCGAAAAGUUGCUCAGGUGGACCUAUCUCACGUUAUGAUGCUCUUGUAGCAUCCAGAAUGGUAAGAGAAGAUUCUUUUCAGCGUAGUAUAGUCUGUAUCCUACAAGAUUUAUACGAACGGUUGAUAAAUUGUGUUCCACCUCCCAUCAUGGAUGCAAGAGGCAGUAUGGGUAACAAUUCAGUUUUUAGCAAGAUUUCAGGAUUGUUUGGUGCCCCGUUUAAGAGUGUUCCAAAAGGAUUAUAUUUAUAUGGUGAUGUAGGAACUGGCAAGACUAUGCUGAUGGAUCUUUUAUUUGACACACUUCCAAUUGAACGAAAGCGUCGAAUUCAUUUUCACGCUUUUAUGCUUGAUAUUCAUGAACGAGUUCAUAAACUUAAGCGAGCGAAUUCAGAAACUUAUGAUCCAAUACCACCUAUUGCUACUGAUUUAGUAAAUGAUGCAUUCGUCUUAUGCUUUGAUGAGUUCCAAGUUACGGAUAUAGCAGAUGCAAUGAUUCUCCGACGUCUCGUUGAUGAAUUGUUUAGCCGUGGUGUUGUUAUGGUCACCACCUCUAACCGUCAUCCUGAUGAUUUAUAUAAAAAUGGGAUUCAACGUAAAAGUUUUAUCCCUUGUAUUGAACGAUUGAAAGAAGGCUGUCAAAUACAUUCUCUCAAUUCUGGAACGGAUUACCGUAAACUGGCACGUAUAACAAGUGGCUUAUAUUUUACACCAUUAAAUGAACAAUCUACAACUGGGAUAGAUGAUGUUUUUAACAUGUUAACGCGUGGCCGAUCGGUUUAUGAAACCAAAUUGGAAUUUUGGGGGAGAUCUCUCCUAGUACCUCAGGCUUGUGGUGAUGUUGCAAAAUUCACCUUUGAACAAUUAUGUGGUCGACCUUUAGGUGCCGCUGAUUAUCUUGAACUUACUAAACAUUAUACCACUAUUAUACUUACGGAUAUACCAAGAAUGUCUUUAAAAAUGAAAAAUGAAGCUAGAAGAUUUAUUACACUUAUUGAUGCAUUGUAUGAUACAAAGACUAUAUUAGUAUGUUCGGCCGAAGUUCCUAUCGAAGAAUUAUUUACAACAGAAGAAGAUUUAGAUCCCACAUAUCAUGAACUUUUGGACGAUUUAAACCUUGAUGCAAAAGAACAUAAGUCUAGUCCUAUAUUUACGGGCGUAGAAGAAAUUUUUGCAUUUGAGAGAGCAGUAUCAAGGUUAACCGAAAUGCAAGGACAAGAAUGGAUAAGCAAAAUAAUAUUGAAAAUAAGGUCUGGUAAUCCAAACAUAUCAGUGCGUCCAACUCUAGAAUAUGUGAGUUGA